UUGAUUGUUCUCCUCUCUCGCAUUUUAUUAUUUCAAUUUUCUAUUAUUUAGACUAAUCGUAUUAUGUGUGUGUUUAUUAAACUAUAACUUGAUUGAAUUAUAAAUCUAAAAUUUCCGCUACGUUUAUGAAAUCUUCUACUUUUUCUUAGUAAUCAUGGACGGCUCUUCAGCAAAGAAAUCUACCUCGCUUGAGACACUCGUUAUCCAAAACAUUACAAAUUUGAACGAUUUGAAAACGAAACUCGGUGAUAUCAUACAAGCAAGUAAAGAUUACGAAUACGAUGUUUCCUCAUGUCUGAAAACUCUUCUGAGCAGUUCUGAUCAAGAAAUAGUAGUGCUUACGGUGCAAGCGAUCUCGGAGCUCGCAAAAUGUGAAAAUAAAAGAGAAACUUACGCUCAGAAGGAUGUAAUACAGCCAAUAAUAAGUAUAUUGGACAAAGAGAUAAAUUACUUAAAUUUAGAGCUUGUGAAGCAAUGCUGCAGGGCUUUGGGUAAUUUAUGCUGUGACUGUGAUGCUUCACGGACUGUUCUACUGGAGAUUAAUGGUGUUCCUGUGCUAAUUAGAUUGCUAGAGCAAACACUGGCCCAGUCUAAUCCUGUGUAUGGUGAAAUAAAGCUUCUUGUGAGUAAAACCUUGUUAAAUUUCGCCAUUGGCGGUUCAGAGUUCUCAGAUGCUAUUAUUCAAGCUGGCAUAUUAGAUAUUUUACACAAAAUUUUGUCACUGGAGCUGGACAAAGAAGACAUGAAUGACGAUGUAGUAUCCACAUGUUUGUUGAUACUGAGUGUGAUAAAUGAUAAUACUCCAGAGUACCUGUUCGAGGAAAAAGUCAAUAAGGACGUUCUCAAUGUACUCCGGGAGACCACUAAUGUGGAGAUAUCUGAACUUUGCUUGGAUCAUCUACAUGCCCAAGCAGAGCAUGAUUCAGUAAAGAAUAUGGUAGCAAGUGAGGGCGGGGUGCAACUAGUCUGUACACGCCUUGAGCAGCUGAUGGCGCGCCGAGAGGCGGGUGACGUCAGUGCUGAAGAUUCAGAAAUCGAUGCCAUCAUCAAACAGGCCUGCGAUCUUAUCAUCAUAAUUUUAACUGGAGAUGACGCAAUGAACAUGCUAUACAACAACGGCGUAGGCGAGGUGUAUCUAAGCAUGGUAAGGUGGCUGGACUCGCGCGACUGGCAAUUAUUGACCACUGGGGUAUUGGCUGUCGGCAACUUCGCGCGCCGCGACGACUACUGUGCGCAAAUGAUGCAGGACCGCAUCUUUGAUAAGUUGCUGGACAUCUUAGAGGUGUACCACGGGUUCGGGGUCCGCAUGCAGAAGGAUCCGGACGCGGUGCGGCCCGUAGACCCUGCCACCGUCACCAAGGUGCAGCACGCGGUGCUUUCGGCGCUGAGGAAUCUUAUCGUGCCGGUCGCUAAUAAAAGCGUCGCUCGCCAGCUAGCCACCCAUUCAGAAGCGUUAGCUAGCGUGGCUCGCUGGGGACACGCGGGGCAGUGCGCGGGCGCGGCGGGCGAGGCGCCGCGCCUGCUGGCCUGGGCCGCCAAGCAGCUGCGGCACUCCAGCCACUGGCGGCAGCUUGUGCAGACGGUGCGUUCCGACGCCGAACCGCAGGCACACCGCACUUGGAUUGAGCGAGACGGUGCCGUUGCGGCGCCGCAUACCACCAUGUGUACAGUGAUGCAGCCAAAUAUUUGCGGAAUUGUAGGAGACAAUAACCUAAGGCCUAGUGGUGCUGGACUGCUGGCCUGGGCCGCCAAGCAGCUGCGGCACUCCAGCCACUGGCGGCAGCUUGUGCAGGUUGAAGGAUGUGUAUCCAGUUUAGUGAACAUGCUAGUUGUAUGUCACUCAGUAAUGCAGAACGAAGCUAUUCUCGCCCUUACGCUGCUCGCAAUAGAGUCGCUAAACAACAAAACUCCCACGAGCGAGGCCCCAUCCGACUUCGAUUACGAAAAGAGUUUUACCUCUCAAUUAAUAAAGUCGGAAAUCGGGAAGCACGUCGCGGUACUCAUUGACACUAACUGUGCGAAAAUGCCAAUGGAAGUGGCAGAGAAUUUGCUCGCGUUUCUCGAUAUAACUUCGAAGAAGAAUGAUUUGGCUUCAGAUUACAAAGAAACGAAGGUUCACGAAUCUCUAAAGAAGUUUUGCGACUCACGAAACGAUUUCAGCGAUGACUUGAAGGCAUGCAUAAAUGGAGUAGUCACGUCUAUUUUAAAUAAUGCCAAAGCGGAGUAAACCUCGAAGUGUCGGUUUUUGAAACCAAUCGACUUAUUGUUUGAAUUUAUUUCAGAGUCUACCAAGUUGUUGUUCAUUGCCACCGUCAGUUAUGUCAUUUGACAUGUACUGAAUUAACCAAAUAGAACCUUAUGACUGACAAAAUAAGACCAAUUAUCUGUGUCAAAGAAUAGAUAGGUAACCGAUAGGCUACGAUUACCGUCUGAUAUAUCCUCAACCGAUUUUUGCUAUAUAAAUCGACAUGAAGGUGGCUUGUUCUAGCCUGUUCUAUAAUAAUGGGACAGUUAUACGGUGUAUUGCCGAGGAGGAUUAGUUCAAUAUGAAUGUAUUUAAUGUUAUUUAUAAAUGAUUGGUUUUAUCAAACACCAAGCUGAUAUCUGAUUUGUAUAUUUUAAAGUGAUGUGUCGUGGUUUUGUAACAAAUCAGCGCAAAACCGCGACCGUAUUACAUUUUAAACGUAAUUCAGUGGCAAGCAAGCAAUUUUAUGUUUGCCUUAAAUGAGCGGUUUCUCCUCAUGCUUGUCACAAUGACAUCUGUCAAAUAUCAGCCAAAGAUGAAAUAUGUAUGUAGCGUUUUCAAGGAUGUUUAUAUUAUUUGGAUUGUAUUUUAAAUGUCACUAGAACAAUUUUUGCAUACGAAUGCGCAAAUGAAGAAUACUGUGAAUCAAUUGUUGAAAUAAACUCGCGUUUAUUCGUAAACUAUACAUAUUGGAAUCGAGGUUGUAUGGGAGUGCUUGAAUUUCUCGCUUCCUAUCUAGUCAUAGUCUAAUUAAGCUACUCGUUAGUCAUUUUGCUAGAUUUCCUUAAAUAUUUAACAUAGUUUAGCGAAAGAUUAAUAUUUAAUGAAAGUAAUAUGUUAUUUUUGAGAUUCCCUUUCGUAUUUUACAUUCCACUUAUGAUCACGUUGUAAUAUUAUAUUAUGAAACGAAUUGUUUGACCAUUUAUUGUUAUAGUUAUUAUUGCAAUGGCGCGUGUAUUAUUCCCGUCUCGUUCGCCCGUGAUAGUGUGUGAGCGGAGAAGUUUCUUAUACAAUAGACAUAAUAUUUUCUUUUAUGUGGUUAUUGGAAUUAAGCAAUGAGAGAACUGCAUCAAAAUAUUAUUGAUUAAUCUUGUUAUGAUACAUUUAUCAAUUUAUGGUCAACAAUCGUUUAUUCUGCUUUAGAUAAUAAUAAACAAGAAUACAAAAUACACAGCAAUACGAACGAAAUACUCAAAAGUACAAUACUGUAGACACGGUUAUAAUUAUUGAUAAUGGUCUAGCUUCAUUGUAUUAUAAUUAACUUCUAUUUAAGAUUGUAAUUAGUGAUUACUAGCUUGAAUACGGGCCCUCAACAUGCUCUAUGGCUGAUCUAUAAAGAUAUCCUAAACUUAAAUCUAAAAACGGGGUGUGUAUUGAUUUAUAAUAAACCUUAUGUGAAAUGAGAUCUUCACAUCCCAAGUGAAUAUAAAAUACUUAUUUGACUUGUUAGAGCAUUGAAAAAUUAAUCCAACCAGACAAAAAAUCAAUCACGCACUCCACGUGAUUAAAACGUGCACCAACAACAGAGGUAAGGUAGGUAAUAUUGCAUUCUAAUGGAUUAGAGCAUCAAUUCCCAAAUAUUUUUAGAUUUAAGAUUAUGAAUCUUUUCUAUCGCUACAUUCAAAGUUGAAUGUCUGUCUGUAACUGAAGCACGAAUAGUUUGGAAAUACAACUUAACUACUGUUAGCAAAAUAAUACAGCUGAAAAUAUUUUUACAUGGUGUCGAUAAUCCCUAAAAGUGAUGUCUUUUGACCUUUAUAGCAAACAUGCUUGUCGAUGUCUUUUAACAGUAAACAAAUUAUUCGUGCUUUGGCU
This is a messenger RNA of Ostrinia nubilalis (European corn borer), 4060 nucleotides long. It is a transcript of the gene vimar, whose product is annotated as GTPase-GDP dissociation stimulator vimar. Gene Ontology annotation, cellular component: vacuolar proton-transporting V-type ATPase, V1 domain; cytosol. The transcript is spliced from 9 exons. Gene Ontology annotation, biological process: proton transmembrane transport; positive regulation of GTPase activity. Lineage: Eukaryota; Metazoa; Arthropoda; Insecta; Lepidoptera; Crambidae. Bases 155 to 2227 code for a protein of 690 amino acids. The record is from RefSeq and is a predicted model, not a curated record. Gene Ontology annotation, molecular function: protein binding; proton-transporting ATPase activity, rotational mechanism; guanyl-nucleotide exchange factor activity.